Scophthalmus maximus (turbot) is the source of this 6315-nucleotide messenger RNA. It is a transcript of the gene cc2d1a, whose product is annotated as coiled-coil and C2 domain containing 1A. Gene Ontology annotation, molecular function: RNA polymerase II cis-regulatory region sequence-specific DNA binding; DNA-binding transcription repressor activity, RNA polymerase II-specific. The coding region runs from base 184 to 3165 and encodes 993 amino acids. The transcript has 28 exons. The record is from RefSeq and is a predicted model, not a curated record. Gene Ontology annotation, cellular component: nucleus. Gene Ontology annotation, biological process: regulation of transcription by RNA polymerase II. NCBI's taxonomy places the organism in Eukaryota, Metazoa, Chordata, Actinopteri, Pleuronectiformes, Scophthalmidae.
AAUUCCGCAGCUUGCUGGUCUUGUUUUGACAGCUUGGACGGAGCGUUCAAACACACCCACCCGUCUCUGACCGUGUAUCUGCUCUCUCUCUUACUGUUCCCGGACAUUGUUCGAUCAGAACAACCGAACUCGACCCGCUGCGACACCGACAACACGGUUAACUCAUAGGCAGUGAGAGUCCACAUGAGUCGCAGUCGGAACCCCCCUCCCCGGGGUCAAGGGGCAGCGCGAGCCAAACAGAUGGGGCUGCUCCUUGACCUGACCCCGGGUGGAGGGAUGGACGACGAGGGGAAUGAUGAAGAGCUGGAGGCAGAGCUGCUGAAUCUGGUCGGGGGAGGAGGAGGAGGAGGAGGAGGGAGAACACAAGGGACGAAAGGAGAAGGGAGAGCUCCCGUUCACAUGGCUGAAAUCGAGCGAAUGGCAGCCCUUUGCAUGAAAGACCUGGACGUUGAAGAAAUGGGGGAUGACGAUUUGGAUGAUGAAGAUCUGCUGGCAGAAUUGAAUGAAGUUUUGGAGGAUGAUGAGGUACAAGCCCCUGCUCCCAUCCCUCCCACUGUCUCACCGGCCGCUCCCAAAGCAAGCGUCACAUCCCACUCUGCUGCUCCCGGUGGUGCAACUGGGCCGGAAUCCUGCCUGUUGGAGCGUAUCGAAAUGUAUAAGACUGCCAUUGCUAAUGCCAAGGCUGCAGGGGAGACCAGCAAAGUUCGACGAUAUGACCGCGGGUUAAAGACAUUACAGUCCAUGUUGACAUCUUUCAAGAAAGGAAAACCAGUCAACGAGGAAGAAAUGCCUCCUCCUGUUGCUCUUGGUGGAAACCCCAAUGUCACUGCAGGGUCUGAAUCCGUCAAGGAACGAGAACUGCCAGAGCCAGUGCUGGUGCCCCCUCCACCCACCAAUCAGAAACCACUGAGGGAGGCUCCGCCAACAGCCCCUAAUACGAAGCCAGUUUUUCUGACCCCGCCCCAAAAGCCUGCUGCUGCCAUCACCCCAGAAACACCUGCGAUCUCUCCACUCACCCCCUGCCAGCCCGGUGCACAGCACUCUGAGCUGAAACAGGCGGUGUUGUCCAGACAGAGGGAGUACAAGAUGGCUGCCAUAAAUGCCAAACAGAGCGGUGAUAUUGACCAGGCCAAACAGCUCUACCUCACUGCUAAGAAGUUGGACAUGCUGGUGGAGGCACUGGACAGAGGCGAACCCGUAGACCUGUGCUCACUACCUCCGCCUCCUGGAGACGUAUUAGUAGAACACUGUGCACCUCCUCCCCCUCAGUCCUCUUCCAAGCCUGCUGCCCCAGGUGUUCCUGCACCCACCAAUGUGGCCCCUUCAGACCUGCCUGCUCCCAGCAGUCUGGCAGAAGCCCUGCAGCAGAGGUUGGACAUCUACAAGUCAGCAGCAGAGGGAGCUAAGAGCAAAGGAGACGAUCGUAAGGCCAGAAUGCACCAGCGCAUUGUCAAGCAAUACCAGGAUGCCAUCAGAGCUCAUAAAGCUGGACGACCUGUCAACUUAUCCGAUCUGCCUGUUCCACCAGGCUGUCCGCCACUUCAGGGCUCGGAGGGGGGUCAGCAAAACUUCCUUGGUGUCCUGGAAACGGCGAUGAAAAUAGCGAAUCAGGAUGCAGAUGCUGAUGAUGAUGAAGAGGAUGGUCCAAUGGAGGCUGCCAAGCCUGCAGUGCGCCCAACCAUCCAGAAAGCGAAGUCCCCUGCUCCGCAGCCCCCUGGAGGCUCCUCAGCCCAGAAGCUGGGACCUAAAGCCCAGCAGCAAGUUGAUUUCCUGUUGCUAAGGCGACAGAUGUUUUUGCGCGCAGCACUGCGCUCCAAACAGAUGAAGGACAUGGCAGGAGCCACGCAGCACCUCAGACAUGCCAAGGGACUGGACCCCAUGAUCACUGCUGCCAAGUCGGGCCUACCUGUCGAUAUCACCAAGAUUCCCAAUCCCCCAGAGGAGGACUACUCACUGUCUCGCUCGCGUACCUCCCCUCUCUCUCCUCGGUCCAGUGAACAGUACCACGGCCUUAUGGAUCUUUUACGCAAGCAGCACGAGAAAUGUCUGAGCUGCUGCCAGCAGUUCAUACUCCUGGGCAAUGUAGCUGAGGCUCUGAAGUUUGAGCGGCUUGUUGAGGAGUGUGUGAAGUACAUAGAGAUACUAAAGAAUGCCCACGCUAAAGGCCACCCAGUCCCCAAGUGCCGCACAGAGGAGAGGACCCUCAACUCUGUCAAGAUCAACUCCACUUUGACACUCAAUGACCUGAUACUGUACGUAAACAAAGGCAUCAACCUACCAGCUCCCUCAGGUGUCUCAGCCAACGAUCUGGAUGCAAGUGUGAAAUUUGAGUUUCCUUUCCCCAGUGCGGAGGAGGCACAGAGGGACAAAACCAGCACAGUAAGGAGCACGAACAGUCCAGAGUUCAAAGAGCAAUUCAAACUCAACAUCAACCGCGCCCACCGAGGCUUUAAAAGAGUCGUCCAAUCAAAAGGCAUCAAGUUUGAAAUCGUCCACAAAGGGGGCUUGUUCAAGACAGACAAAGUAGUGGGCACGGCUCAGCUGAAGCUAGAGGCUCUAGAAAACCACUGCGACAUCAGAGAGAUCAUAGAGGUGAUGGAUGGACGCAAAGCCACAGGUGGCAAGUUGGAGGUGAGGGUGAAGAUCAGAGAGCCUUUAUCAGGAGUCGAUCUCCAACCAGUGACAGAGAAGUGGCUUGUACUUGAGCCCGUCUCAUCCCUCUCUACUCCGGAGAAACAAAAGGAACGGGCUCCAUCUCCUCGGUCUAAACCCAGACACGAAGUGAGCAGCAGGAGCAGUCAUCCCAACAACUCCCCUCCACAGUACAAACUCCACAGCUUCAGCCUCCUCAACUAUGACAGGGAGCGGCUGGAGAGAAAGAUUGCAGAGUACAGAAAGAAUCGGCGGGAUCCCCCGUCUGACCUUGUCCAUCAACUCAAAGAGGUCACACACAGACUGCAGUGGCAAAAAGCUCAGCUGGAGCGAGCAUCUCCUGCUCUGUUGACAGAAUAUGAGACUGUGCUGCGGCACUUCGUCAAAGGACUCGCUGACUCUGUGAAGAAAUACUCCAGCCAAGGCAACAGAGAUGCUGCCAAGGAUGCGCUGGGCAGGUUGAAGAUGGUAGAGAGUGAACUGGAAUCACUGAAGAGGAAACGCGCUGGAUAAGAGGAGAGAAGGGGAGGAGAGACUUGGCUGGAGGACUGUUGUUUCAUCUCUCUCUGUCUUAUACAGUAAACACGCAUAUACAAACACUACCAUCUGUACUUUAAGCAUGUUCAGCAUGACGCUACGCUGCUCAUGUCCAUGACAACUGCAUGAACAAAACCCGCCACUUCUGUCAGUUUAUCAUAUAACUUGUGUCUCUUGUGGUCCGUCGCCUGCCACAAUAACAAAUCUGUAACUGCAAAGGGACACAAAUUAGAGGUAGAAGUAUAAUGUGUUGACGAGGGCAGGGAGAGCCGGGCUUAUUUGCACUUAAACAAGGAGGACACAACAGAAAACUGCUUUUGAAGUACAGCUUUACAGACUAUACUCUGUUAAUUGUUAUGUUUUUUUAAAUAUAUAUAUUUUCCAUCUUUCCUUUGAAAAAAUCUUUGCUGAAGACGAAUGUCAAAAGACUUAACAUUUUACCUUUGACACCAGCUCAAAGAGCCUUCUGGUUUCCAUUGAUGACCAAGAAAUGUGUACAUACGUGUGUUUAACUGAUGGGCCGAGGUGUUUUUAACCCCUUUUCCCAUAUUUUAUGUGUGUAAUGAGCUUAAUCUAAUCUGUCUGCUCCAGUGUUCCCAGAUUACGGUAAUCUGCUCCGUUUGGAGUGGUGUGAUAUGGGAAUAAAAAAAAAAACAGAUACAGCCUACAACCCAUAAUGAGGGAUUAGUGUUUGUGUCACCAAGGAGACGACUAGAUCAGACGCAGAGUCGCCUUUGGGGCUGUGGAGAGGAGGUGUUAACAGCGUGGCAACAGCUUAGCCCUGCUAAAAGAUUGCUUCUUCUUCUUCUUCGCCUGCUUCAUCAGCAGCUGUUUCUUCUUUGUUGCCUUCUUCAUCUUCACUUUCUUAACUCCAUUGCAUUAGUGUGUUGAGAGAUUGUUUGGAUUCUUGAGUAAUAUGUUUGCUCCACUUUGAGUUUCUUUAAAUCUUAAUGCAAUAUCCAGUCCAUUGUGCUGCUAAUCAGAAAAUAAUGAGCAGCUGCUGUGUCAAUGUUCUGCUAUUUCCCACAGAUUUUGGUGUAUGCAGAUUAGAAAAAAAAACAGAUCCUGUCCCACUGAGCUCUCCAGUGGCAACACAGUGGAUGCUGAGUAGUCUGCCCACAUGAGGACAACUCUGUAUCUGUCAGUAAGGCUGGGCAAUUGCUCAUUUCAAUUUCUGUUACCCCAAAGACAUCCCCGUCAUAGGGAUCCCUGUUAUUCCUCUCUACGUUAAACCUACGUAAAAUCAAGGGGAUCUGGUCAAACUUUGUAAGAUGCAGAUUCCUACUGCCCAAGGCAGUCUCCUUUUAAUUAAUUGUUUACCACAAAAACACUAGAUAUGCCAAAACAGUAAUUUUUGUGCAGCCACUUGUUCUCUGCUCUGUUGCGUUUUGAGGACAGAUAUUUUCAGAGUGGUGUGUUUGAAAACCGACUAACCUGACGGCAGACUCGAUCCACGUCGAUUGCAUGCAGCCAGGAUGUAGCAGACUUCACUCUCUGUUUAUGUUUGACUCUUCUGUGGUGGUCUGUUAACUCCACUAAUAGUUUUUUGGUCACGUGGCACAGCAGAGAAUCAUGCGUUUGCCCUAAUCCACCCACCAUCUCACUCCAUUAGCAAAUAAUCCCGGUUAAAGUUGACCUGAUACAGCUCUGCCUAGACUGUGAUUUUUAUGUAACACCCCCUUCCCCCUCUUUUUUAUAAGGAGAGGUUCUCCUCUGACUCUUUGUAAAUGGUACAUUAUAUCAGCGAUGGACAGGACAGAUGAACCUCUGAUUAUAGUGAAAUUGCCGGUAUCUGAAUAUGGGUUGACACCUUAGAAUAUACCAGUGUGUUUGCAAUGUUUGGCAUCUCAACUUCAAGUUGUGUAAAGUUAAGUUUUCAGACUUUUGAACGUAGUUUCUCUUCCAGGCAUCCAUUGGUUUCCAUUAAUUUCCAUGCAGUACGAAAUUAUUUUAAACAUUUGAGUCAUUGAGUUGUGUAGACUCAAAGCUUCUACUCAGAUCUGUUCAUUCUGUGUGGAAAAGAAUGAAAACCAAUGGCUGCCUGAAACGAAAUUGAAGAUAUGGGCUGCAACUAACCAUUAUUAUCAUUACUGAUUAACCCUCAAGUUGUUUCCUGAUUGCUGAAAAGCCAGAAAAGAAUGAAAGAUGUCCUCAAACCCACACCAACGGAUUCAAAUUGCUCGUUUUCCUUAAACUAGCCCAACUCCCAGAGAUAUUGAGUUACUAUCCCAUUAGACAAUGAAAAUAAUUAUACACUCAUAAUUUAGUAGCGGCAACAAGAUAUUUUGUAUUUUUUGCUUAAAAGAAAUAUUAAUACAACUAAACAAAUUCUAAAACUGUUUCUAAAACAAAGCAACAUGGUAUGCAAAAAUGGGAUGUAAAGUAAAUGUGACUCGGGCAAAAACAUGUCAAACCAUUGGUAUGAUCGUAACAUACGUACAGUAGCUCUGAUCCAACUCGCAUGUGUUAACAGCAUCAGCAGCACACAGAAAAGCUGCAGCUGUGCCGAACCCCAUUUCUUUUCAAUUCAGUAGCUUUAACCCCAUUUCACCUCAAACACACAGACCCUCCAUCUCUGUCGCCCCACUCCUCAAGUAACCUUGUGGCCUCAGAGGCUGUUCUGUUGUCACGGCAACAAGCUCAUCGGCAUUCAUUGUGGUAGCUGGAUGGUCAGGACCUGGGCAGACAGACAUAUUGUUAGUUUGUCCCACAAGUGACUCGCAUUACACACACACACACACACUCUUACUCUCUUUCUUUCACUCUGUUUUUUUUUACUCUUUUCUUUUUAUUGUCCUAACUACCACACUCCAUUUGAAAAAAAAAAAGUUUAUCGUUACUGUUAAUUUUUCUGUCUUGAUCAGCCGCAAUUAAUGCGUUAAUCUGGAUUUGGGGAGAUGCUAUUGUUGACAUUUUUUUUGUUCCCAAAUCCGUUAAAUCAUAUAAGGGCAAUCAAUAUAUAUUGAAUGUAAAUAUACAAGAUAAAAUGCACUGUCUCUAUUUUAAGUGUAAGUCCUGAUGACGUGUGUAGCUCAACAUGGGAAUGUAUGAAAGCCUGAUUGUUUAGGCUUUAGUAUCUUAUACACGAGGUCAGUGUGAACAUGAAUAAAAUGGUAUCUGCUCUGA